GAUGUCCAUGAGGAGCCCUGGCUCUGCCCAGCUGGCCCCGGAUGGCGUUGGCACCAUGGUGAACUGCACCGUCAAGUCGGAAGGGAAGAAGGAGCCCUGCCAUGAGGCCCUCCAGGGCUCGGCCACCGCAGCUGAGCCCCAGCCUGGAGACCCAGCCCGGGCUCCCCAGGAUGGUGCUGACUCCCAAGCUCCAGCCCAGGACUGCAGCUCCCCCAAGAGCAAUGGGUCCCCAGAACCCAGGAGACCAGGAGCUUCUGAGGCCGCCUCUGGAAGCCAGGAGAAGCUAGACUUCAGCCAACAUUUAAAAGAAGUUGUGCCCGCCAUCGAGAAGCUGUUGUCCAGUGACUGGAAGGAGAGGUUUCUGGGAAGGAGCUCUGUGGAAACCAAAGAUGUCAAAGGGACCCAGGAGAGCCUGGCGGAGAAGGAGCUCCAGCUCCUGGUCAUGAUUCACCAACUGUCCACGCUGCGGGACCAGCUCCUGACGGCGCACUCAGAGCAGAAGAACAUGGCUGCCAUGCUGUUCGAGAAGCAGCAGCAGCAGAUGGAGCUGGCCCGGCAGCAGCAGGAGCAGAUCGCCAAGCAGCAACAGCAGCUCAUUCAGCAGCAACAUAAGAUCAACCUCCUUCAGCAGCAGAUCCAGCAGGUCAACAUGCCUUAUGUCAUGAUCCCGGCCUUCCCCCCAAGCCACCAGCCUCUGCCUGUCACUCCCGAUUCCCAGCUGGCCUUGCCCAUUCAGCCCAUCCCCUGCAAACCAGUGGAGUACCCCCUGCCGCUGCUGCACAGCCCACCUGCCCCCGCGGUGAAGAGGCCCGGGGCCAUGGCUGCCCACCACCCCCUGCAGGAGCCCUCCCAGCCCCUGAACCUCACGGCCAAGCCCAAGGCCCCCGAGCUGCCCAAUGCCUCCAGCUCCCCCAGCCUGAAGAUGAACAACUGUGGACCCCGCCCCCCCAGCCACGGGGCCCCCACGCGGGACCUGCAGGCCAGCCCACCCAGCCUGCCACUGGGCUUCCUUGGUGAAGGGGACGCUGUCACCAAAGCCAUUCAGGAUGCUCGACAGCUGCUGCAUGGCCACAGUGGGGCCUUAGAGAGCUCCCCCAAUGCUCCCUUCCGCAAGGACCUCAUCAGCUUGGACACGUCCCCGGCCAAGGAGCGGCUGGAGGACAGUUGUGUGCACCCCCUCGAAGAAGCCAUGUUGGGCUGCGACAUGGAUGGCUCCCGCCACUUUCCUGAGUCCCGCAACAGCAGCCACAUCAAGAGGCCCAUGAAUGCCUUCAUGGUGUGGGCCAAGGACGAGCGAAGGAAGAUCCUCCAAGCCUUCCCAGACAUGCACAACUCUAGCAUCAGCAAGAUCCUUGGCUCCCGCUGGAAGUCCAUGACGAACCAGGAGAAGCAGCCGUACUAUGAGGAGCAGGCGAGGCUGAGCCGGCAGCACCUGGAAAAGUACCCCGACUACAAGUACAAGCCCCGGCCCAAGCGCACCUGCAUCGUGGAGGGCAAGCGUCUCCGGGUGGGCGAGUACAAAGCCCUGAUGAGGACCCGGCGCCAGGACGCCCGCCAGAGCUACGUGACCCCCCCCCAGGCCGGCCAGCUACAGAUGAGCUCCGACAUCCUGUACCCUCGGGUGGCAGGCAUGCCCCUGGCUCAGCCCCUUGUGGAGCACUACGUGCCCCGGAGCCUGGACCCCAACAUGCCUGUCAUCGUCAACACCUGCAGCCUCAGGGAGGAGGGGGAGGCCACGGAAGACCGGCACUCGGCGGCGGAGGGCGAGCUGUACCGGUACAGCGAGGACUCGGACUCGGACGGCGAGGAGAAGAGCGACGGCGAGCUGGUGGUGCUCACGGACUGAUACUCGCGGGGUGGGCCUGGCCCUUCACCCACGGGCGCAGCCGGCCGGCCUGGACUGUGUUGGUACUUGGACUUGGGCCUGCCCGGGAGAGGGGCGCAGCCGUGCACUUGUAGAUAGCCUCCUGAGGGGAGAUGCCCCCCCGACUC
Molecule: messenger RNA, 1992 nt
Organism: Ailuropoda melanoleuca (giant panda)
Lineage: Eukaryota; Metazoa; Chordata; Mammalia; Carnivora; Ursidae
Gene: SOX13
Product: SRY-box transcription factor 13
Exons: 13
Coding region: 2-1846 (614 amino acids)
Biological process (GO): cell fate commitment; regulation of transcription by RNA polymerase II
Cellular component (GO): nucleus
Molecular function (GO): DNA-binding transcription factor activity, RNA polymerase II-specific; RNA polymerase II cis-regulatory region sequence-specific DNA binding
Source: RefSeq, a predicted model, not a curated record